CGCGGUGGGACGGGAGUAUAGCGACGUUGAGCGAGGAGGAACGGCCGUGGAGAGGGAGAGACGUGUUGCGAGAGUCGCGGACGACGGAGAGUGAAAGAGAAACGCAUAUCUAGGCGCAUUUUUAUGCAUGAUAGUGCAUAUUGAGCAAGGCCCGGGGUUGCAGUUAAUACGAGAAACAAGCGCGAGACUGAUCACGAACUUUUGGAUCGCGCGUGCGCUGAUGCUGGCACACGUCGGAAUGCAGCUGGCGAGGUAAAGGACAAUUUGAAAUAAAGGAUAGAACGUUUGGAAUAGCAGAAGCUACGAAUACGGGGAUACAGGGCGCUUGGGAGGAAUCAUCGUAGUGGGAUUUCGUUUAACCGUCGCUUCCUUCAUCGAUUAAAGAGCGAUCGGGUUGCCAUCGUGUGGCCCGUCCAUCCGUGUGCCAUAAUAUCCUCGUAAGAAUUCCGAAUUCCGAAUCUGAAUCAGCGCUCGGCGGCACACGCCUCUUCUUUUCAACUCUAUCCGGGAAAAAAUUGCAUCACUGCAAUUUUAAUCAAACGGCUUUAAGCUGGAAUCCACGGCGAAAAUGGCACCCGAGAUGAUAAAUAAGAAUCGGAUGAUGGUCUUUAAGAACAAAGGGAAGGACCAGGAUGAAAUGCGAAGAAGGAGAAACGAGGUUACGGUGGAAUUGAGAAAAAAUAAACGAGAAGAAACUCUUCAAAAGAAACGAAAUGUUCCUGUAACAGAUUCCACUGACGAGGAUGACAUCGACAAACAAUUAGCGAGAACCAAUUUGGAAGAAUUGGUAAGGAAAGCUGGCAGUUUAGAACCGCUUGUUCAAAUACAAGCUGUGCAGUCUGCGAGAAAAUUACUGUCGUCCGAUCGUAAUCCACCCAUCGAUCCCCUCAUAGAAAGUGGUAUUCUACCAAUUUUGGUGAAAUGUCUGGAACAGAACAAUAAUCCAUCUCUUCAGUUUGAGGCCGCAUGGGCAUUAACGAAUAUUGCAAGCGGAACAUCUGCUCAAACAAAUGCAGUUGUUCAAGCGGGUGCCGUUCCACUAUUUUUACAAUUAUUGCUUUCGAGUCAACAGAAUGUUUGCGAGCAGGCAGUUUGGGCAUUGGGUAACAUUAUUGGAGACGGUCCAAGAUUAAGAGACUAUGUAAUACAACUUGGAGUUGUACCACCGUUAUUAACGUUUAUUAAGCCAGACAUACCUCUUACGUUUUUGCGUAAUGUCACGUGGGUCAUCGUUAACUUGUGUAGAAAUAAAGAUCCACCUCCACCGCUUGAGACAAUACAUGAAAUUUUACCAGCAUUGAAAGUUCUUAUACAUCACAUGGACAUGAAUAUUCUCGUUGACACAGUAUGGGCAUUGAGUUAUCUAACGGACGGUGGCAAUGACCAAAUUCAAAUUGUUAUAGACAGCGGCGUUGUACCAUAUUUAGUUCCACUCCUUGCACACAAAGAAGUCAAAGUUCAAACCGCUGCUCUUAGAGCAGUUGGCAAUAUCGUCACUGGCACAGACGAACAGACACAAGUAGUUUUGAAUUGCAACGCAUUAUCUCAUCUUCCGCACCUCUUGAAACAUUCAAAGGAAAAAAUUUGCAAAGAAGCAGUAUGGUUCCUUUCGAAUAUAACAGCUGGUAAUCAGCAACAAGUUCAAGCUGUUAUCGAUGCAGGCUUAUUACCUCUUAUUAUUCGUAAUUUAUCGAAGGGAGAAUUCCAAACGCAAAAAGAAGCAGCUUGGGCGAUUAGUAAUUUAACUAUUAGUGGCAAUAUGGAACAGGUUGCUCAGCUUGUUAAGGAAGGUGUCGUUGGUCCAUUCUGUGACUUACUUUCUUGUAAAGAUAAUCAAGUCGUCCAAGUUGUACUCGAUGGAAUUCAUAAUAUGCUCAAAUUAGCUGGAACGCAAGUUGAAGUUGUAGCAAAUAUGAUCGAAGAAUGCUUUGGUUUGGAUAAAAUCGAGGCAUUGCAGGCUCAUGAGAACGUAGAUAUUUAUAAAUUAGCAUAUGAUAUCAUCGAGCAAUACUUUUCAGACGAUGCUGACGAUACGAAUCUAGGACCACCAAUUACAGAAGAAGGCUAUGACUUUGAUCCUCCGAUAACAGCUCCAAUUGAAGGAUUUAAAUUUUGAGUGAUCCUUGAAAGUUCCCUACCCAAUUGUGCCGUCCCCUGAUAAAACUCCAGUCUAAAGCCGUUCUGCUUUCCUUCCUCCUAUCCUUUUUCCACAUCUCUUUAUUGCUCCGGUCGAUGCGUAGUUAAAAUAAAAUGGUAUAUGAUGCGCGUUGGAACUGAACCAAGAAAUUUUAAUAAAUGGGCCCAAAGACAGAUGCAGACGACCCAAAAGAAACCGGCCCUGAUUAUGACGGGCUAACAUUAUUGAGAUAACAAAAUAAGGGGCCGUUUGACUUUCGACGAUCUGUGCGAACGAGAAGACCUGAAGAAUAAGUCAACGACGAAUCAAAUCGACUGAGUUCUUUUGUUCUUCAUUCUUUUUAUGAUAUUUGAUUUAACAUUUAUAAUGUUUACAUCGUGAAACAAGUCUAAUUAAGAUGCUGAUCAGUUGAUAGGACAUUGCGUAAAUUAUUUCUUUUCAAGCUUUUUAAUGAGAAAGUUGAUCAUUGUUGUUUGAACAGAACACGCGUGAUUAUUAAACUUUGAUUAUGAGAGA
Messenger RNA from Ceratosolen solmsi marchali, 2653 nucleotides. RefSeq names its product karyopherin alpha3 (gene Kap-alpha3). The transcript is spliced from 8 exons. Lineage: Eukaryota; Metazoa; Arthropoda; Insecta; Hymenoptera; Agaonidae. Bases 569 to 2116 code for a protein of 515 amino acids. Gene Ontology annotation, cellular component: cytoplasm. Gene Ontology annotation, molecular function: nuclear import signal receptor activity; protein binding. The record is from RefSeq and is a predicted model, not a curated record. Gene Ontology annotation, biological process: protein import into nucleus.